AGCGUUCAUGCUCUGAUUGUUCAGAUUCGCAUUUCUAAUUGAACACGGGAGAAGGCUGAAGAUCGGGACCGUAUUUGUUUCCGAGGAUUUCGAGCAUUCCAUAGAAUUAGAGGUUACUUCUGAAGGUUCAUUAUGAAAUGCAAUGCUUGCUGGAGGGCCACUUGAAGGGCGAGCUAUCUCCACAACUUGUGGUCACCUGUUGUGCACAGAAGAUGCAACCAAGAUCCUUAGCAAUGAUGGAGCAUGCCCCAUUUGUGAUCAAGUUCUUUCUAAAAGCCUCAUGAAACCUGUGGAUAUCAAUCCAAACGAUGAAUGGGUCAAUACUGGCUGGUUUCCGCUCCUGAAACUCCAGGGCCAAGAGAAGACAUAUGGCCGGCAAGACAAAACAGCGGGAACUCUAGUCACUUCGACAUCUCCGUUGGAUCACCGGCAAAACAAGCUGCUCCAAUGGCAAUGGAAGCUGGGAACAGAAGAGCUGGAGCUCACUCCGCGUCUGGAAGUGGAGCUGGCAACCCCUCCAUGACUCUACGCAACUUCAUUUUGUCCCCAAUCAAACGACCUCAGCUCUCUCGUCGCCCUCAAAUGUUCACAUUUUGAGAUGGAAGGUAGUGAGGUGACAUUUGGUGGCCAAAAGGGCAGAUCAAUUCGCUGGCUUUAAGGUUCUUUCUUCUUUCUUUUGGUAGUUUUGAAGCCAUUUUUUUAGGAUAACACUGAAGAAAUAGGAUGCAAUUUCUUUGUUCUUUUUUAUUUUUCCUUCUUGCGGUUCAUGAACCAUCUAAUAUUACGUAGAUUAACUUCCACCACUUAUAUACCCCCGAAAAGAUAUGAUAUAAAUGUGGCUGUAAUGACUUCACAAAAUGGCAGUACAAUGCCAGAGCAGAAUUUCUA
Molecule: messenger RNA, 888 nt
Organism: Cucurbita pepo subsp. pepo (vegetable marrow)
Lineage: Eukaryota; Viridiplantae; Streptophyta; Magnoliopsida; Cucurbitales; Cucurbitaceae
Biological process (GO): chiasma assembly
Source: RefSeq, a predicted model, not a curated record